This is a messenger RNA of Bombina bombina (fire-bellied toad), 1724 nucleotides long. It is a transcript of the gene FAM124A, whose product is annotated as family with sequence similarity 124 member A. The record is from RefSeq and is a predicted model, not a curated record. NCBI's taxonomy places the organism in Eukaryota, Metazoa, Chordata, Amphibia, Anura, Bombinatoridae. The transcript is spliced from 2 exons. The coding region runs from base 1 to 1524 and encodes 507 amino acids.
AUGAACAAUCUUCUUUCUUCAACAGGUGAACUCUCAGUGGAAGAUUUCCAGGACCCUUUCCUAGUCAGUAUCCAUAUUAUUGCUGAUCCUGGUGAGUCCAGAACUCUACAAGAUGCCAUUGACAAGCUGCUUGCAUGGAUCCAUCCUGACCUUCAGCUAUUCCGUGUCUCAGAGCGAAGGGUUUCAAAAAAAAGAAAAAUUCCUAAAGGAUUGACAUCACAACCUGCUGUCGCCGUGAUUCUGUUUUUGCAAGAAGAAUAUGGUGAAGAGCAGAUCCUACAUCUUCAUGAAUGUUUUCGGAAACCACCUUGGCAAUUUCAUCAUACAGAGCGGGUGCAUGGAAGAUUUCUCCCUUACAUGCCGUGCAACCAAGACUUCUUCACUCUUGCACAUGGAACACCGCUGUGGGCAAUUAGACAAGUGCACUAUGGGAAAGAAAUAAUCCGAUUCACUAUCUACUGCAGUUACGAAAACUUUGUAGAUAUAAUGAAAAUGUAUGAAAUAAUACUAAAAAAAUCUGUUUGGAAGAAAAAAGCAGAUUUUUGUGUCUUUCCGAUCUAUUCAAACAUGGACGUUGACAUAGAAUUUUCUCUAAAAAGACUACUUAAAGGGCAAACACCAGUGCCCAUGGAAUCAUCAUUGCUGGAGUUUAGAGUGAAAGACUUUGGACAACUCAUCCCACUCUUGCCCAACCAAUGUAGCCCCAUCAGUGAAGGUAGAUGGCAAACUGAAGAUCAUGAUGGGAAUAAAAUUUUAUUACAGCAAGUACAUCGACUUACUAGAAAAACUGUUUUGAAACAUCAGAAUUACUUGUCAAGGAAAACAGCCAUGACGCCACCAAAUAGCACCGCCCCACAGAGUUCAAAACCUGACAGAAAAAAGCGAUACCAUAGCAAUGACUGGCUAUCAUAUUAUGGCGCCUCACAACAAGAGUCCUCUAAAUACCAAGAGGAUAUACCUUAUACUUUAAAAACUACUACCAGUACAACACAGUUAUUUCAACGAAGCAAGUCUCUGUUUUGUUUGCCAACUAUAAGCUCAUUUCCUUCAUGUGAAUCUUUCCCUUUAAGUGAACCAUCUCAGCUUUUUUGUGAGGAAUCAACAGAUUGUCAAGGGACAGUGUGGAGGGGCAGUCCGAAAAUAAACAUAGAUAGCCUUGAAGGGGCUCAGGAAACAGAUGUAGAUACAGGAAUGAAGUUAUCUUCAGAUAUGUCAGUGGUUUCGGCUUAUUCACCGAUAAAUGGAUUGUGCAAUGACUUAUUAGCGGCACUUCCUUCUGAUAAAGAGUCCACGUCACUGCAGGCAAAGUUUAAGCUCCGUGAGCUUUCAUAUGAACCUUUAAAUUCUGUCUCUGAGAGAUCGUCACGUUCUUUUAUCUCUUCGUCUGUGUUCCCCAGUGAUUCUUGUACAAGUUCUCUGGGAGGCUCACAGAAAGAACUAGACAGACAUUAUAAAAAUACUACAGAAAUUACCAAUCAUUUGACAGAAACUGUGGAAAACGAAGAGGAAGAAUUUUAUAUAUGAACUAUCACUUGACUGUUUGAAAUCAUUGAAUUUAUUUGUUUUCAUGGCACACUCUGUAGUUUUCAUUUUAAAUCUCUAGCUUUUUGUGUCUGACGUUAAUAGUCAUAUUGAGUAAUUGAAAUGUACAGAAAUAGAUCAUUUCAUGCAAAACUAUCCAUGUAAAGUAGUUACGUUAUAAAUGUCACUUCUGCAUUUUAAAA